Molecule: messenger RNA, 2258 nt
Organism: Bursaphelenchus xylophilus (pine wood nematode)
Lineage: Eukaryota; Metazoa; Nematoda; Chromadorea; Rhabditida; Aphelenchoididae
Source: the annotation of a GenBank genome assembly
AUGGUAUUCUCAAAUUUGAAAUUUUCUGUAAUUUUUUUGCUCAUUUUGUCACUACGAUGUUGCGGACAAGUAAGUGCAGAGUUCGUUUUCAAGUUCCCUGCAGCAAAUAAGUUUGCUGAAUAAACUGUCUCACACCUAUAUUUUUUUACUUGCAAUUUUUUCAGCUUUGUUUUUGUGGCAGUUGGCAAUAAAAACUUUUUUGAAAUUUUGUUUCCCAAGCCGUAAAAAAGCGAUUUAAAAGUAGUUGUUGUUAACAAUAUGUGAAAGUACGUUUUCAUUGCUUUUCAGUACGCCGACUAUAGCCAGAAAGAAGCACAAGGAAAGAAUGGUCAACAUUCAGGCGGGGACCCAUUUGUAACUGAAAGGUUCUUCGAGCAACGGAACGAUCACUUUGUAGAUCCCAACCAGACUGGCACUUUUAUCCAAGUAAGUCAAAAAGAAUAGCUAUUUGCGCGGAGUGCGAAGGAACGUUUAAAUUUGGUUUAUUUUGACCUUCAGCGUUACUUUGAAAAUCUUGCAUUUUUCAAACCAUACGGUCCGGUAUUUUUAAUCCUGUCCGGUGAAGGAGAAGUGCAACCAGAUCAUAUUGGACGGGACCGAACAUUAUUGUCUCAACUAGCUGAACUGUAUGGCGGUGCGCUGUUCAUACUGGAACAUCGAUAUUACGGGAAGAGUGUUCCUCAAGGGUAAGCCAUCGUCUAUUGCGCAUAUCUCUUCCAUUGACCAAUUACAGAAACUAUACAAAGUAUGAAUUUCUGUCUUCCCGGCAAGCCAUCGAAGAUGCCGCUUACUUUGUUCGCUCAAUGCGAGAAAGGCCGCAAUUUAUGACGUCUCGGUGGAUCGUAAGUGGGUGCUCCUAUUCAGGUAAGUAAUAAGAGAUUUUUAAAUUAUAAAAAAUCCGUUUUAAGGCUCUCUUGCGACAUGGUUUAGAGCUCGAUAUCCCAGUCUCACAGCCGGCGCAAUUGCAUUUUCAGCGCCGCUAGAGGUACAGAUUGAUUUUGAAGGUGUGUUCAACAAAAGUCAAGACGUAAUUCCAUCGCUGUUUAAGAAUACAAAACAGCUGUUAGCGAGAGCCUAUGGAGAAUUAGCGAGCCGUGCGCUGGCCGUCUAAGAGAUGCUCUGGAACUUUUGAACGCCGAGCUGCAGCUGGAUUUAGAUAAUCGAAUUGAGACUUUGAACAGUUUGUCCUUAGGGUAAGGAAUUGUGAUCUUUUAGGAACAUCCAAACAGUAGUAUUUUUAACAAGGUAACUUUUGCUUUCAGGACGGAAAACUUGACAAUCUAUGAGCCAAAUGCCAUCCGCGAAAGACUGAUGACUGAGAUUCUGUUUGUAAUGGGCGGAAUGCUGCAGACGAGGACCCAAGACGAUAUUCGUCUGAUUUGCAGAGACAGAGUAGAGAAUCUCCGGUAAACGUUCUUAAAGUAUCUAGAAAAACAAAUUUCCAUUGCGUCAGCAAUUGAGAACUGUCUUUUAAGAUGUCUCAAUCUUUAUUUUAACCCUUGUCGGCCCAAAUUUGGAAAACCCUCCUAAUUCAGAUACCCGUUGCUUUCUGUUCUCAGCCACCUUUUUCAAAAUAAGACAAACUUCGAAGAGUCCGGUUACGACCUCAACGGAUGGUCGUACCAAUUGUGCAACGAAUUUGGAUGGUUUGUAGCAUCGGCGGAGGCCGAGGACGACCAAGAUGUGUGGCCGAAUCUGUUUAACUUUAACGUUAGUUUGGAAAACGCCUCUGGAUUUUGCCGUGGGAUUUUUGGCGACGAAUUUGUCAGCGAAAAUAUCAACCGAAAAGUCGCCGAGACUAAGGAUUACUAUGGUGGAAGGGUGGACUUGAAUGUAAGAUUUAGGUGUGUUUUAUAACGCAAAUGUCUCUGUUGGCAGGUUUCGAAUGUUCUUUUUGUGGAAGGAGAGAACGAUCCGUGGCGUCCCCUACAAAUGGAAGCGAAGUAUUUGAAGGGAACCAACGUGCUUGUUAUUAUAAAAGGUAACACCUAAAAACAACAUUAAAACAAAGAUAUGAAAUUUGAACACUCUUAGGUGGCACACACUGCGAAGGGAUGUUUCCAAAUAUGCAGCCCGAGGUCAGAAAUGCUCAAGCGAUAAUCCACUCACGGGUCCUGGAUUGGAUCGGGCUUCCGAACCCCAGCGACCCACCAGCUCGACGUUUUCCAACACGAAUGUACGAUCCAGUUGGUGGCCAUACGGGCGUGAAACCGGCCCGGAUAUAUGGAUUUCCUUACUUCGUCACGAAUUACGGUUAA